This is a messenger RNA of Egretta garzetta (little egret), 1190 nucleotides long. RefSeq names its product methyltransferase like 9 (gene METTL9). The coding region runs from base 1 to 933 and encodes 310 amino acids. The transcript is spliced from 6 exons. The record is from RefSeq and is a predicted model, not a curated record. Gene Ontology annotation, molecular function: protein-L-histidine N-pros-methyltransferase activity. NCBI's taxonomy places the organism in Eukaryota, Metazoa, Chordata, Aves, Pelecaniformes, Ardeidae.
AUGGGGAUGGGUGUCGGAGCUGCUCCCGAGGGAUUUAAACCUUCGUCCGGCGUCUUUCCUGUAGAGGUGCUGGGAGGCAGCUUCAUAGACAGAAUUGUUUCAAAAGACUUGUGGACCUGCUUGUUGGAACGGUGGUAUGUCUGCAACACAGAACAGUUGUCUGAAUCCCUUCAGCCUAUUUUUGUCCAGAGUUACCUUGACCAAGGAACACAGAUCUUCUUAAACAACAGCAUUGAGAAAUCAGGCUGGCUUUUUAUCCAGCUCUAUCACUCUUUUGUGUCCUCAAUUUUUAGCCUCUUUAUGUCUAGAACAUCUAUCAAUGGGCUGCUGGGAAGGGGCUCAAUGUUUGUGUUUUCCCCAGAACAAUUUCAAAGACUGCUUAAAAUAAAUCCAGAAUGGAAAUCCCACAGACUUCUCGAUUUAGGGGCUGGGGAUGGAGAAGUCACUAAAGUCAUGAGUCCUCACUUUGAAGAAAUCUAUGCCACUGAAUUGUCUGAAACUAUGAUAUGGCAGCUUCAGAAGAAGAAAUACAGAAUGUAUCUCUUUCUCUUUCUUUUUUUUUGGCAAAACACAGGAUUUCAGUAUGAUGUUAUCAGCUGUUUGAAUUUGCUGGAUCGCUGUGAUCAACCACUGACUGUAUUAAAAGAUAUUAGAAGUGUACUGGAGCCAACUAGAGGCAGAGUCAUUCUAGCAUUAGUUCUGCCUUUUCACCCAUAUGUGGAAAAUGUAGGUGGCAAGUGGGAAAAGCCCUCAGAAGUUUUGGAAAUCAAAGGGCACACUUGGGAAGAACAGGUGAAUAGCCUGCCAGAAGUUUUCAGUAAAGCUGGUUUUGCCAUAGAGGCUUUCACCAGACUGCCAUACCUAUGUGAAGGUGAUAUGUAUAAUGACUACUAUGUACUAGAUGAUGCUGUCUUCGUCCUCAAGCCAGUGUAAGCAUGUAUGAAGUAAAUCUCCAGAAUCUAACCCAAGAAGCAGCCUCUGAAAGAGGAGUUUGAUUUAUGAUUACUUAAAGAGAGGGAAUUCGGGGAUUGCCAUGCUAAAUAAGUACCAUGUAAGAAAUUUAAAGGCCAAAAUACUAAUGUAUUUCUUUGUAGUGCGAUUAGGAAAAAAAGGUUGUUUUUUUAAACAGACUCUUCAGUUGAGAAUUUCUUUUUUACCGGCUCUUAAACCAACAACGCAUUCUGCAAUCC